This is a messenger RNA of Anthostomella pinea, 1287 nucleotides long. The record is from the annotation of a GenBank genome assembly. Lineage: Eukaryota; Fungi; Ascomycota; Sordariomycetes; Xylariales; Xylariaceae.
AUGUUGCGCCCUCCCUUAUUCCUACUCUCAGUUGCCGUGCUCGUGUGUCUGGGCGGCAGCAGGCUGGCCAUACCGAAGCAUGGCGUAUCCCAAGAACACAACCAUCUAUCUACUGCAGUCACUGCCAUUGAUCAACUGGCAGUGGGCCUAGCUGGACUCGAAGAAGAAGACGUGACCAAGGGAGACAUUGGUUUCGCCAACCCAGCAAUAGUGCACGAUAAGCCGCGCAAACGAGACGAUGGUGACGAGACGGAGUCAGAUAUAUCUGAUUAUUCAGGCGAUGAUCUCCCACCGCUGGUCCCCGUCGUCACGACAGAUGGCAAGACGCUCUACGAGGAAUGUUCACAAGACCAGUGCGGUGACGUUUGCUCAGCCCACACGGCCAGCAAGAGAGCACUCGACCGAAGGCUCCCUCCCUGGCGCCCGAAGCCACCCUACGGCCAAUGGGUGAGUCCAGACGACUACGAGGACAAAAUAGGGAAGGGGAACACAAACGCAGAGAAGCUCGUGCGCGGGGAGGUCCACCGCGCCUGGGUGAAGCAGAAGGUCGUCCCGCUGACGCCCGCCAAAGAUGAUCCCAUUGCGAUGUCGACGCUGUCGCACAUCAUCAAGUUCGCCGACCAGGUGGACGAUCUCGGGGCCUUUGGCUUCUGGGGAUGCACGUCGGUGGUCGUCGUGAGCCGGAGGGGAGCCUGGGCCAACAGGAUCUUCGAGAAGCCGACUUUCCGGGGCGACCCGGGGUCCCUCUGGAAUGCGGGAAUAUUCAAGAGGAACGCCAUCCACGCACUACGGGAGGGUGUUGGGGAGGGCACGGCACACGCUUUUGGGAUCCCCCAUUUCAGGGCGAGGGGCGACAUGUUUGGCGACGAUGCCGAGCCGAAGGCCUUUAUCUACACACCCCGCCCGCGCCCCGACAAAAAAGACGCGAACAUCGACAAGGAGACCAACCAAGGCAAGCUCCUCUAUCCCAAGGGGGUCGAGGCGAUCAAGAAAGAAUUAGAAAAAAUCUUCGACGGGUACUCCUUAAACAUCGAGGUCGUCGACUACUCCCCGCUGAUGGCGCCGCCGGGCCUGUCCCAGAAGGAGAUCAACAACUACCGCGUCGACAAGGGCUUCGACACGGCCCGCGGCAAGUUCCUGGUCCAGUACCGGCCGGCUCCCGACUACAUGUCCCACGCCAGCUGGAGGAUUUGGUUCGAGGGCAAGGGGGGCAAGGGCGACGCGUGGAGCGACGAGUGGAAACCCGAGACUAGCAGCUCUUUCAACCAGGUCCUGAAGCCCAAGUAG